AUGGGACUCAUAGAGCAGCGGGAGACGGACGUCCUCUUCUGUUGGUCGCUCUGCAAGUCAAAGGCCCUUGACAUGAGACCAGACAAGGCACUGGUGUGCCUGGAGCAGAAGGAGGUUGACUAUGAGAUCGUGCCUGUUAAUAUGGUUGCUGGUGCCGAUAAGCAGCAGCCUUUUCUAUCUCUUAAUCCCUUUGGUAAAAUCCCUGCAUAUGUUGAGGACGAUGCAACAGUACUUUUUGAAAGAGCUAUCACAGACCACAUUGCUUCCAGGUAUAAGGAGAAAGGGACGGACCUCCUAGGGCCUGAGCUUGGUGGGAUAGCCAUUGUGGGCUUGUGGAUGGAAGUUGAAGCCCACCAGUUCGACCCGCCGGCCUUGGUCUUAAUUCUCGAGAGCGUCAUGAAACCGACCUUUGGCAAGGUGCCCGACGAGGCCCUGGUCCGAGCUCAGUGCGAGAAGCUCAACAAGGUGUUUGAUGUAUAUGAAGAAAGGUUGUCUAAGUGCAAGUACCUGGCUGGAGACUACUUCUCACUGGCUGACCUUCACCACCUUCCUUGCCUCCACUACAUCAUGUCUUCGCCGCACUCCGGCCUCAUUACGUCGCGCCAGCAUGUCGGACAUACUAGAAGAAGGUCUCUGAGCCCAUGAAGUUUUGAUUGAAUCAUAGAAGCAUGUCCCUCUUCAUGCAUCCACUUGCUCUUGGUGUUGGUGUGUUUGUGUGUUUUUCGGAUUGGUAACAAUAACAUUAUGUAAAAAUUGUGUCGCUAUGCGGACCUCGAGGUGUUUUUCGACUGCCUUUGGUUUGAAAAUUUGUUAAAUCCUAUGCACGAACCCUGUGGUUUGAAUCCUUUGUGAUCAGAGUCGAUGGGAAA
This is a messenger RNA of Nymphaea colorata (pocket water lily), 869 nucleotides long. Its product is annotated as glutathione S-transferase-like. The coding region runs from base 1 to 645 and encodes 214 amino acids. Gene Ontology annotation, cellular component: cytoplasm. The transcript is spliced from 4 exons. Gene Ontology annotation, molecular function: glutathione binding; glutathione transferase activity. Lineage: Eukaryota; Viridiplantae; Streptophyta; Magnoliopsida; Nymphaeales; Nymphaeaceae. The record is from RefSeq and is a predicted model, not a curated record.